Molecule: messenger RNA, 810 nt
Organism: Andrographis paniculata
Lineage: Eukaryota; Viridiplantae; Streptophyta; Magnoliopsida; Lamiales; Acanthaceae
Exons: 3
Coding region: 131-571 (146 amino acids)
Source: RefSeq, a predicted model, not a curated record
GUCUGAACCAUCUUCAUAAAUAUCAUCGCAUCGACGCUUCUAACUUGGCCUCAAUUCGGUAAUCUGAGGCGGUGCUGCGGUGCGAAUCGCGGCCGGUUUGCGAAGAGUGAUCGAUCGAUGGUCAUCGGAGAUGGAUUCUUCGCCACCGCAAACGGCUGCGCCUUCCAUUGAGGAGGAUGAGUGGGACAGUGAGGGAUUCGUAAUCCCAAGCUUGGGCAUCGAAGAAACCGACCAAAAUCAAGCCAUUUCUUCCAAAGCAGAAGAUUCCAAACCGUCUGAGGUUCAAGCUGGAAAAGAAGACAAGAUAUACCUCGGCCCUCACGGAGCUCCUCCAUCCCAAGGAAAGCAGCCGGUCGAGCAAAACUCAUCUAACCGCAAGCAGAGGUUCAAGCAGAAACUUAAAGAAGCAGACAGGCGAUACAGUGGAGUGGGGCGAGAGAAUAAGGUGGAUAAUUUAAGGGAGCUCGUCGGUGGGGCGAGAAUCCCGGCAGCUGCGCCGAGAAGUUCUUCUAAGGAAUGGCUCGACUCACAUUGUCAUGAGUCUGAAUUCGAUAGGAAGCGCCUGCAUUGAGAGUUGAUGCUGUAUUGGUAGCCGUAGCCCCCGACUAAUGGCCUCAGGUUUGCUUCGCCCUUUUGUUUUUGUUUUGAAUUUCUAAUUGAGUCUGUGUUUACAUAAAGGAGGGAAAACUUGAAAAAGAUAUAACCGGAGUUGUUGUGUGGAGCCGGUAAUAAUUCUGUUCUUUGAGACUUUGCCGAUUGUUUUUGGGUCGAUUUUGAUGCUAAUGUUUGGGAUAUAGAUUUUUAUUUAAA